UAUUGAAGAAGACUUGAAACUAGAGAUUGAGACCAUCGGUGUGUAUGUUGUUUUACAUGAGGUUACUAAUGCGUUUAAAGCAUUAUCAGGUCCGAAUGACAUUAGAGGUGCGUUCCAAAACUGUUCACAGCGCUGCAUCUUCCAGGAGUCGGUGUGUGCGUCCUGUCUGCCAGUCAGCAUGUGCGUUGUAGUUCAGCGUCGUCUUGUUAGUGUGGACUCGUCAGGCCGACCUGUCUCAUCCUCUCACAUCAACCAGCAGCCUCUUCUCCCUCACACACACACACACACACACACACACACAGAGACAUACACACAGACAGACAGAGGCUGUCCUCCGGCCAUAGUGUCAAUGUCAACGUUGCAUCUGGUAUACACGACAAUAGGCACGUACUCCCACCGCACACACACACACACACACACACACACACACACACACACACACGGACACACAGACACACACAGGCUAACAGGAUAAUGACUGGCCAAUUAGGGGCAGGCUUGAUCUGUCUGGAUGUAUCCAGUCAUCUUAGCCCCUCCAGCGGCCAUUACUCAGGCAUGGACACACACACACACACACAAACUCACUAGCACACACACACACUAACACAUGCAAACACACUUGACUGGAUGCAGCGCUGUGAAAAGCUGGCUGCUCUACCAGGCGACCUGUGUGUGUGUGUGUGUGUGUGUGUGUGGGAAUUUUAUUCUUGCGUGCACCGCUUUCAUAAACUGACCGUUUUCAUUUUAAAUGGAAUAAUACCUUCAGUCAUCGCUGCCCUUCUGGCUGCAGGAGUGCAGCAGCAAACAUUUGUACAUGUGGUGCGCUCACGAGUCUGUUUUUGGUCGUGUGUGUUUUAGGAAACUGUGUGUGUGAGUGUGAAAAGCAGUGACGUGCAUAUAAAAGGGUUUAAAUACAGUGUCAAAAUCUGAGUCAGCGACUGUAAAGUUCAAGCGGAGUUAAAUGUAUUUACAGAGACCUUAACAACAAAAAGGGAUGAGUCACAAUGCUCUUUGCAGGAAAAACAGAUUAAUAAGAAUAAGACCAAGAAAUAGUCUGUUAUGUGUCUGUUAAAAGGAAUUCGUCAUUAAUUCUAACUAAGUACAACAUGAAGCUGUUUACCUUUUAUUAAACAGUUUGACCUUAGAGAGUGUAAGAAAUGUAUGAAGAGACACAUUUUACACAGACGUUGCUCGAUCUCUCCAGGGUGAUUGAUUACAACGUACAUGCACAGUGUGCGAGGUGUGUGUGUGUGUGUGUGUGUGUGUGUGCUGUCUGUCUGUUGACGAUGUUGGCCUUAACUGACGCUGCACUCCGUUUGAGUGGAUGAUCCUCACCACCAUCAUUGCAAACUGCAUCGUCCUGGCUCUGGAGCAGCAUCUUCCUGAUGGAGACAAGACGCCUCUCUCUGAACGACUGGAGGAGACGGAGCCCUACUUCAUCGCCAUCUUCUGUUUUGAGUCGGGGAUAAAGAUCCUGGCUCUGGGUUUUGCGUUACACAAGGGCUCCUAUCUGAGGAACGGCUGGAACGUCAUGGACUUUGUGGUCGUGCUCACCGGGUGAGUCCUCACAAAUAUCUACGUCAUCACUCCAGUUUUAUUUCAACAUUACUUUUUGUAGCUUUUUUCUUUAUAUCUUCAGUUUUUGUCCUGUGGGAAUCACUGUCAUUUCCAUGAGUUUUGACACUUUAUUUUUAUUUCUAUGUUUCUACUGACCCCCCCCCCCCCCCCCCCCGGGUACUGAAAUGUGCAGGAUGUGAUGUGUUGCCAUGGCUACCUGUUCCACUCUGGCGCGGGGUUAGUCGGGGCCAUCUUUCUUUUUUAUUUCCUCUCAGACUCCAGACUGAAUCAUUUUGCAUCACAGCGAGACACAACCAGGAGCUUUUUGUUAAACAGGGUGUCCUCUGUAAUGGAGGGCCGCCGGGCCAAACAAAUAUCAGUGAAAUAGCACCGAACACACUCGAGUCUUUAUCUUACAUGCACUCUGCAGCGGAGCGCCGCCGUGCGUCCGUGAACGAGUGUGUGUGUCUGCUCAAAUGUCUGCGUCUCUGUAAUCUACAUCCUCAGAGUCAGCUGAAGGUAAAGUGAACAUGAAGUUGUCUGCACCGCUGGAAGUGACGUAAAGAAGCCUUUUUAUGUGCAGUGAGCGCUGCACCAGACUCAGCUUAAAGAAAGAGCACUUUUAAGUGCCGUGUUGUUUGUCGGUGACCAAUCAUCUGAUAGUUCAGCUUUGUGCAGAUAACACGCCGGUCAUCAUGUUGCUUUAAUGAGAACUCCACUCCUGCCGUGUGUUCCUGGUGUCCUUCACCGCUGCUUUGGAAGAGAAAUAACAGGCGGACCAGCUUUAAAAGUGACAAAUAAGUGACAAUAAGUGACAAUAAGUGACAAUAAGUGACAAUAAGUGACAAUAAGUGGGGCUAAUCUAUACUGAUGUGAAGAGUGAUUCAUGUGGAUAAUAAAAAGGACAAAUAUUCGUAAUAGCAACUUAAUAUUAAAGAAAGAAGUGAGGCGAGACACUGAGAGCGUUCAACCAGGUUUCUCUUCAUCCGUUAUUCUGGAGGAAGAUUUUAGUUUAUUUUGUUUUUAUUUGUCAAGAAAUAUUAGAACGUUAUCAGCGUUUACAAAACGAACAAUCAAAGUAACAAUCAGAUGAAAAACAAACAAAUCCAAACAUCAUCUUAAUCGUGUCUUUUAUUUUUAGUUACUCCACCAAAUGUGUAUAAUGAGUUAUUACUAACUUACUACUUAAUUUUCAGUGUGUGUGUGUGUGUGUGUGUGUGUGUGUGUGUGUGGGACACACACACACACACAGUCAUGUCAGUGAAUCCAGU
Molecule: messenger RNA, 2828 nt
Organism: Anarrhichthys ocellatus (wolf-eel)
Lineage: Eukaryota; Metazoa; Chordata; Actinopteri; Perciformes; Anarhichadidae
Product: voltage-dependent P/Q-type calcium channel subunit alpha-1A-like
Exons: 2
Coding region: 1325-1561 (78 amino acids)
Biological process (GO): calcium ion import across plasma membrane; chemical synaptic transmission
Cellular component (GO): neuronal cell body; voltage-gated calcium channel complex; membrane
Molecular function (GO): high voltage-gated calcium channel activity
Source: RefSeq, a predicted model, not a curated record